AUGCCAGCCUCGCGUAAGCGGCAGACUUUCAAGGAAAAGAGGCGCAAAACUCACAAGGCCGACAAGCUGUCACUCACCUCAGGUGAAACUCACACUCCAGUCCCUAGAAGUGUCGUCGAAACUGGUGUCGUCAUGCUGCCCAAGGAGACUGCGAAGGUUGAUAACCUUGCUGAGAUGACUGAAAAGCGGGCCGGGAUGCCGAAUUUUCCUGAAAACACUGGCAAAGAAGAGCCUAUCAAGAACCAGGAUCUCAGCGAAGCUAGAAAAGAAAAACAAUCGCUGUCUACAACCAGGGAGUCUCUCUCAAGGCCAUCCGAGGGUAGAACAGGCCAAGAGCCCAUCAUAGUCGAUAGUAAGGAUGACAACAGCGACGAGUGGUGUGACUGCAGCUCCGAUGGCGCCUCCAAUGCGAGCGAGGACGAUGAGUAUGAAGCUCGUGAUGCCGACAACGAGCACAUGCGCAAAGCACCCGCGAAAAAGAAAAUCGAAAAGACGAUUCGGUACAUGAAAUCCUUUUACAGCACCAACAAGAAUAUGCAUUUCCAGGAGGUCAGUGUCAAACGUCUGAGGGGCUGCGACGACUAUGUCAGCUGGUCGGUUGGUAUCGAACUUGUUCUGCGCAUGCACCGGCUCUGGGACCUGGCCAUCGAUGCGAUCGAGCCUCUGCCGGAGCAUCACAACCUGUUCGCAUUGUACGAUCAUAUGGUCACUGUGGCCAUCGGGAUUGUGUGGAACAAUGUUUCGCAGAGCAUUCGAGAGGACCGGUGCUUUCUGCGCGGUGUCAAGAUGCGCUCCAUUGACGAGAUGAUGUUCCACCUCUGGGUACAUUAUGGAACCGUGCCUCCCCCAACCUCCGAUGACUCGGACUUUGCCACAGACUGA
Molecule: messenger RNA, 882 nt
Organism: Penicillium macrosclerotiorum
Lineage: Eukaryota; Fungi; Ascomycota; Eurotiomycetes; Eurotiales; Aspergillaceae
Exons: 2
Coding region: 1-882 (293 amino acids)
Source: RefSeq, a predicted model, not a curated record